AUGAGUCGGAGAGGACCGUUACAAAAGAAUGAAGAGACCGACAAACCGUUGCGAAUCGCAAUCGUGGAGAAGGAUCGAUGCAAACCGAAAAAUUGCGGUCUGCUUUGUAAACGAUCCUGUCCAGUUAAUAAAAUGGGAAAGCAAUGCAUUGUCGUCGAGGCAACAUCUCCUAUAGCAGAAAUUUCCGAAGUGCUCUGCAUCGGUUGUGGUAUAUGCGUGAAGAAAUGUCCCUACAACGCAAUCACAAUUAUCAAUUUACCGACAAAUCUUGCCAACGAGACUACACAUCGUUAUUCAAUGAACUCGUUCAAGUUGCAUCGGCUGCCCACUCCACGUACUGGA
Molecule: messenger RNA, 342 nt
Organism: Ostertagia ostertagi
Lineage: Eukaryota; Metazoa; Nematoda; Chromadorea; Rhabditida; Trichostrongylidae
Source: the annotation of a GenBank genome assembly